This is a messenger RNA of Lotus japonicus, 2206 nucleotides long. RefSeq names its product transmembrane 9 superfamily member 3-like. The record is from RefSeq and is a predicted model, not a curated record. Gene Ontology annotation, biological process: protein localization to membrane. The coding region runs from base 175 to 1950 and encodes 591 amino acids. NCBI's taxonomy places the organism in Eukaryota, Viridiplantae, Streptophyta, Magnoliopsida, Fabales, Fabaceae. The transcript has 7 exons. Gene Ontology annotation, cellular component: membrane.
AUCUCUCAUCCGUUUUUAUUAACACAAACACCACAUCAAAUCCUUCGUGUUCUCCUCUCUCUUCACACCAUUCUUCUCGCGGGUUUGCAUUGCAUUCUUCACUUUCUUCAACGAUUUCCCUCUGGUUUCAGAUUCAUUCACCUGUGUUGGGUUGAAUCCAAUCAACCAUCAACAAUGGCGAAGGUGAAGCUCUUGCUCCCCUUCAUCAUCGCCUUCCUCCUCUCUCUCUCCUCCUCUGUCAGAUCUGACCCCUCCGAUCACCGCUACAAAGACGGAGAUCUCGUCCCUCUUUACGCCAACAAGGUUGGCCCCUUCCACAACCCCAGUGAGACCUAUCGUUAUUUUGAUCUGCCAUUCUGUUUACCAGAUCAUUUGAAAGAGAAGAAGGAGGCUCUAGGUGAGGUGUUGAAUGGGGAUCGAUUGGUGAGUGCGCCUUAUAAGCUUGAGUUUCAACGUGACAAGGACUCUGUAGUGGUUUGUAAGAAGACGCUUAAGAAGGAUGAUGUGGUGAAGUUUCGAUCCGCGGUUAUGAAGGACUAUUACUACCAGAUGUAUUAUGAUGACUUGCCUAUUUGGGGUUUCAUUGGGAAGGUUGAUAAGGAUGGGAAGGAUCCUAGUGAUUAUAGAUACUACCUUUACAAGCAUAUUCAUUUUGAUAUCUCUUAUAACAAGGAUCGUGUCAUCGAGGUCAAUGUGAGGACCGAUCCGACUGCUCUUGCGGAUGUCACUGAGGAUAAUGAUGUUGAUGUGGAGUUUAUGUAUACUGUGAAGUGGAAGGAGACCACCACCACUUUCGAGAAGCGUAUGGAGAAGUACUCCCAGGCUUCCUCAAUGCCUCAUCAUUUGGAAAUCCACUGGUUCUCGAUUAUUAAUUCUUGCGUGACGGUGCUCCUUCUGACCGGAUUUCUCGCAACUAUCCUGAUGCGGGUUCUUAAGAACGAUUUUGUCAAGUAUGCACAUGAUGAGGAAACAGCUGAAGACCAGGAAGAGACUGGUUGGAAAUAUAUCCAUGGUGAUGUAUUUAGGUUUCCCAAGUACAAGUCUGUUUUCGCAGCUGCCCUUGGAUCUGGUACCCAGCUGUUUACCCUUACGAUAUUCAUAUUCAUAUUGGCACUUGUUGGCGUAUUUUAUCCGUACAAUCGAGGAGCUCUAUUUACUGCGCUUGUUGUCAUAUAUGCACUCACUUCAGGAAUUGCUGGCUAUACUGCAACCUCAUUCUAUUGUCAACUGGAAGGAACAAACUGGGUCAGGAACUUGCUAUUGACUGGAUGCCUUUUCUGUGGACCUCUGUUCCUGACAUUUUGCUUUCUGAACACUGUUGCAAUUACUUAUAAUGCUACUGCUGCUCUCCCAUUUGGCACAAUUGUGGUUAUAGUUCUCAUAUGGACACUUGUCACAUCUCCUUUGCUUGUGUUGGGUGGGAUUGCUGGGAAGAAUAGCAAGGCUGAAUUUCAAGCUCCCGUCCGCACAACUAAAUAUCCAAGGGAGAUUCCACCUUUGCCAUGGUAUCGCGGAGCAGUUCCACAGAUGGCGAUGGCAGGAUUUUUGCCUUUCAGUGCUAUAUACAUUGAACUCUACUAUAUAUUUGCCAGUGUUUGGGGUCACAGGAUAUACACCAUCUAUAGCAUCCUGUUCAUUGUCUUCAUCAUUCUCUUGAUCGUUACUGCUUUCAUUACUGUAGCAUUGACAUACUUCCAGCUCGCUGCUGAGGAUCACGAGUGGUGGUGGAGAUCAUUUCUAUGUGGUGGUUCAACUGGCUUAUUUAUCUAUGCCUAUUGUCUGUAUUACUACUAUGCGCGCUCCGACAUGUCCGGGUUCAUGCAAACCUCAUUUUUCUUCGGAUACAUGGCCUGUAUAUGCUAUGGUUUCUUCUUGAUGCUUGGAACUGUUGGAUUCCGUGCAGCAUUGUUCUUUGUCCGUCACAUAUACCGAUCCAUUAAGUGCGAGUAGGCAUUUUGUCCUCUCAAGUCUCCAGUCCACUAGAGCUAUUGUCUUCAUUUCAUAGGCAUUCUGUAGAAAAUUAUAGUUAUUUUGCAGUUCUUUUGUGUACUUUAAGGGAAGCUGGGUUGGGUGGGAUUCUGGCUUCCACAUCAACUUGGUUAGAUCACAAAGGGUGAUUUUGAGUAUAACGUCUGUACUACCAUCUCUUUUAACCGAACUCUUGCAAUACAUUUUGUUUUGGUCUAUGUGAACGUACUUUUCAUCA